GUAACAACAGCCUACAAGCCUGUUUCCAGGAAUGUGACUAGAAUGUAAACAGUAGCUCAGGAGCUAGUCUAAGGUAAAGGUUGUUAACAUUAUCUAUCUAGUAGCUAUCUUUGAUACUGAGUUGCAGCUGAAUCGCACGCAAUCAUGUCUUCACGGUAGAUUCCUCGAGCUGUGUGAUGACACUUUAAUACCGAUUCGUUACUCGUCGUCUCCCUCUUGUCGUUUGAUUGCAUACAUGAUUCAUAUGCUGUCACCAUGACCAAAGACAUUGUUGUUGGAGAUGAAUUACCUGACUGGGUGGGGGCCAAGGAGUUUUACCAGAAAUAUGACCCUAAAGAGGUGAUUGGCAGGGGUGUGAGCAGUGUGGUGCGCAGGUGUGUGCACAGACACACGGGUCAGGAGUUGGCAGUGAAGGUUAUUGAGAUCACAGCGGAGAAGAUGACAAUCCAGCAGCUGGAGGAGGUGAAAACCUCCACGCUGAAGGAGAUCCAAGUCCUCAACAUGGUGAAGGGACACUCCUCAAUCAUCACUCUCAUUGAUUCCUAUGAGUCCACAACCUUCAUAUUUUUGGUGUUUGACCUCAUGAGGCGGGGAGAGCUGUUUGACUACCUCACAGAAAAAGUUACUCUGAAUGAGAAGGAAACCAGGUACAUGAUGCGAGCUCUGCUGGAGGCCGUGCAGUACCUCCACUCCCUCAACAUCGUCCACCGGGACUUAAAACCGGAGAACGUUCUCCUGUGUGAUCAGGGAAACAUCAAACUGUCCGACUUUGGUUUCUCAGUGCAGCUACAACCUGGAGAGAAGCUUAGAGAGCUUUGUGGGACGCCUGGUUAUUUGGCCCCAGAAAUACUGAAAUGUUCAAUGGAUGAAAUGCACCCAGGCUACGGCCAAGAGGUCGAUCUCUGGGCGUGUGGCGUGAUCCUUUUCACCUUACUGGCCGGCUCGCCACCGUUCUGGCAUCGCAAGCAGAUGCUGAUGCUGAGGAUGAUCAUGGAGGGUCGCUAUAAGUUCAGCUCCCCAGAGUGGGAUGACAGGUCUGACACCGUGAAAGAUCUGAUAUCCAGACUGCUGGUGACGGACACAGCUGUCCGUCUCACCGCUGAGCAAGCUUUAGCGCACCCCUUCUUCAGACAGUACCAGAAGGAGGACGUGCGACUCUUCAGUCCCAGAAAGACAUUUAGGGUGUUGAUCAUCAGCGUGCUGGCCUGCAUCAGGAUGUACAGCCGUUACCGCAGGGCUCGGCCGCUGACCCGGGAGGUGCUGGCCAGAGAUCCUUACUCCCUCCGCGGUGUCCGCAAACUCAUCGACGGCUGCGCCUUCCGCAUCUACGGGCACUGGGUGAAGAAAGGCGAGCAGCAGAACCGAGCCGCCCUCUUUCAGAACACAGCUAAAAUCAUGCUGCUGGACCUAGAGGACUUUGAAACAUAAAAGGUCAACCUUAUUCCUAACCACGUUGAUUUUUUAUUUUAUUUAAACAUAUGCAUGUGCUGUCAUGUCGGUGUUUGUCUUGUUGAAUCUCUGCGUUUAAUUUAAGAUGAAGAAUUCAGGGACCGUCUGGGACGUUUGUAUGCCUCGGCACGCACCGUGGCUCUGCAAGUUUAAGAUAAGCACGCACACCUUAUCUUAUUUUUGAAACUCUUCUCGUCAGGUCAUCAUGUUUGCAGUGCCACUUUGCAGUAGAAGACACAUUGCACAAUCGUUUGAUAUGAAACAUCACUUAUAAGUACAUUAUGUGUAUUUAGGAUUUUACCUGUUGAUCGUCAGUUAUGACUGAGGAGAGGAUGCGUUUCUAAGCACUGUGUGGCUGAGGUGGACAUUAAAGCACUGUGAUUAAUUAUUUAAUAGUUAAUUAUAUACAUAUAACAUAACAAGCUUCAGAUUUACAGAUAUUCUAAUGUUACAAAUCAGUACCAGAAGACAUGUGAAAUAUAUAAGUACAGUAUUUGGGAGUGUUUUUCCUGUAGCUGUCAUGCAUGCAGACAUUCCUCAAUAGGAAACCCACUUAAACUAACUGUGAAGACUAGUUGUGACUGUAUUUCCUAUUAACCAACACCAUUCCCUACUCGGUUCAUUCUUGCAACUUAAUAAAUGGCACUUAUUCCUGAAAGUGCCUCCCUGAGAAAUGUACAUUAAUUGUAAAAAUGCAGAUAUACAUGUACUGUAUAUGAAAAAAAAAACGGUUUUAUUGACAAUAAAACUAAUGUUUGAACUUUAA
Sebastes umbrosus (honeycomb rockfish) is the source of this 2215-nucleotide messenger RNA. It is a transcript of the gene phkg2, whose product is annotated as phosphorylase kinase, gamma 2 (testis). Bases 256 to 1428 code for a protein of 390 amino acids. The transcript is spliced from 10 exons. Gene Ontology annotation, molecular function: ATP binding; phosphorylase kinase activity; calmodulin binding. Lineage: Eukaryota; Metazoa; Chordata; Actinopteri; Perciformes; Sebastidae. Gene Ontology annotation, biological process: glycogen biosynthetic process; protein phosphorylation. The record is from RefSeq and is a predicted model, not a curated record. Gene Ontology annotation, cellular component: phosphorylase kinase complex.